GUCUUAGCUUCUCAAACCAGAAAGUUUACAGAGAAUAGCCCGCGUUAGAGCGUUCAACGGCCUGCUGCCCAACUCGGGACCAACUCAGGCCUGCGCGGCAGCUCUCGAGUAAACGCACGCAGGGUUGACUUGUGGGCCCAAUGAUAGCAGGAGUGUUGCCGCCGCAUGGGCAGAACGCCCAUAGUGGGCGGCGGAGCGCCCUGCCGCAGCGCCUGCUGCUCGUCCUCUCGCUCCUGCUCGCGGCCCUCAGCCUCGCGAGCGCAACGAGCCGAGUCCGUGGGGGCGGCUCCGCUAGCACUGCUCUGGCCCAGCGCCGCAGUGCCGCCGAGGGGCCGCAGGAGCCCAUGCACGCGCGCGGCCGCCGGCGCAUGCAGACCGGCGGCUACUGGGUCCGCAACGGGGCCUGCCUGUCCAGCUCCUCCUGCUCCUCCAACGGCUGGUGCGAGUCGGCCUCCACGUGGACCUCCACCGGGGGCUGCGGCUCCAGCAAGACCGUGUCCACGCGCGUGUCCGCCUCAAGCAGCUGCCGCAACACAGGCUGCUGGCCGGGCGGCUGCAACUCGGACGAGGUUGAAGUGUCCUCAACCCGGUGCUGGUGGGGACCCUACGACGAGCGCUGCUGCAAGAAGGUGACCACCAGCACCUGCCGCGACUGGCUGGGCUGCUCCUGGGUCUCAUACCCCAGCCCGCCGCCGCGGUCCAGCGGCGGCUCAUCAGGCACGGUGGCCGUGUUUGCAUCGGGCGGGGCGUGGGACGCCUACGCCUCCAGUCACAAGCCUGUGAACGGAUACAUUGCAGCCAUCCUGGCCAACCACGCAUACGUGGACGGUGUCGGCGCAAGCCGUACGAAUUUGUACGAUUGGAUGUCCAAGUCAUGGCCGAAAGUGGGAAGCCCACUGGGUGCUUCCAGAGCCACUUACGCGAUUGGUGGUCAAGGAAUGGCAUGGGUGAUGUACGAGACCCGUGACACCAUUUUUGUGGCGAUUCGAGGCACGGAGCCUUCGGACGCCAAUGACGUUGCCAACGAUCUGGACGUUGGCUGGGCCAAUCGUACGGAGCGUACACGGCGACUGAAAGGAUGGUACACAAUCUUCACUGCCAACGUUGCCUCUUUCCGGCAAGAGUAUGACAAAUUCGUCGCUGGCGGCUCCGGUUCCGGCAAAAAGCUGUGGUUCACAGGCCACAGCCUCGGCGGCGUCAUGGCGACCCUGUUUGCCGCUUACAUGCAGAAGAACGGCUAUUCGGUCCAAGGCGUGUACACAUUCGGCAGCCCCAUUGUGGGGGACGAGGACUGGAAAGCAGCGUAUCCUUUGGGCUCCCGCACCUAUCGAUAUGAUGUGGACAAGGAUCUGGUCACAGUGUGGCCUCCUCGACUGUCACGUUCAGCUCCAUAUACAUGGCUGUGUAUGAUUACGCAGAUCACGUAGGCAUUGCACAGGAGCUCACCAAGUGCUCCGCUGCCAACCGCCGCCGCCAGCUGCAAGCCAUCCCAAGCACCACCACCAAUGGCACCAACAGCAGCAGCAGCAGCAACAGCAGCAGCAGCAAUAGCAGCAGCAGCAGCAACAGCAGCAUCGCCACCACCAAUGAUGCGGAGAAGUGCGGCGAAGCAGCCACCGUCACAGCAAAUGGCACUGUGACAUCAGAGCACUUCAACUGCAACUCAACUGCAAGCCCAUCCACCAGCGUGCCCGCCCCAGCAAAGACCACCGCAUCGCCUCCAUCGCCCCUCGACACCAGCGGCGGUGGCAGCGGACUUCUUGCAGAGCUUGGCGCCCUGGAUACGUUGGAGAGUGGGGAUGACAACGGCACGGCUCUACAGUCUCCGCCGCCUCAGGGCAAGGCCAGAAAUGCUACAACCAGCAGCGGUUCUGACGGCACAGCCGCGCGUUUCUCAUUGUAUCUCACCAACCCGCUGUACACGCUCGGUGCUAUUGCCACGAACACGCUGGGCGCUCACUCCAUGUCAGAUAGCUACAUGAAGAUUGUUUACUACUGCACCCUGUCAAGCUCAGAGCGUGCACGCGUGCCGUCGUGGAGCUGGGCCAAACGCCCCUAGGGGGGGCAAAGCAUUGAGCAUAUAGUUCAAACUGGUAGUGUAUGAGUGGUUGCAUGAUUUUGGAACAUGGCUGCAAGCACAAAAAGACUUACAUGGUACGGCGCAGAAUAUGAGAAGUGUGCAUGGUUGAACAAGAUUUUAUUAUUGUAUGGUUGGCUACUCGCGCAUGCAUGAAGUACGUAGGUGCGAGUGUGGGACGAGAUUGCCUCUCAGAGAUUGCCACGCACCACUUGUAAGUCCUGGGCCACCUCAGCAUAUACUGAGCGCAUCAAAUCUUCGCAUCGCAAGACCGCGCCCAGCCACAACGGCAGCUGUUCACAAGAGGCCUCAGUAAGCCACUCACUCCAUCCACUGCCAGCAGGCGUUCUCUCGCAGCAUCUGCCGUGCCAUCCACCUGCUACUGCAUCCGCAACAACCGUGUCCGCCACAUGCCACGCCGCCGUCACCGCUGUGCCACGUCCGUGCCAUGACGGUAGGACGGCCUGCUCCUUCUGCAUUGCAUGCACAUCCCCAACAGCCACGUGCCGGUUAUGCACCACACACACAGCCCCCAAGCUCACCAAAACAGAACAACCGCACUACCUGCCCAACUUCAUAUCACG
Molecule: messenger RNA, 2661 nt
Organism: Chlamydomonas reinhardtii
Lineage: Eukaryota; Viridiplantae; Chlorophyta; Chlorophyceae; Chlamydomonadales; Chlamydomonadaceae
Exons: 12
Coding region: 141-1427 (428 amino acids)
Biological process (GO): lipid metabolic process
Source: RefSeq, a predicted model, not a curated record